This is a messenger RNA of Mytilus californianus (California mussel), 4322 nucleotides long. Its product is annotated as tetratricopeptide repeat protein 22-like. The transcript has 2 exons. Gene Ontology annotation, biological process: signal transduction. The record is from RefSeq and is a predicted model, not a curated record. Gene Ontology annotation, molecular function: protein binding. NCBI's taxonomy places the organism in Eukaryota, Metazoa, Mollusca, Bivalvia, Mytilida, Mytilidae. The coding region runs from base 102 to 2522 and encodes 806 amino acids.
ACACGUUAUAAAUUUAUAGUGCAGUGUGCACAAAAAUACAGCCGACCUUAGGAAAAAAGUAUGGAAGAUUCAGUUCGAUAAAGUUUUUUUCAGGCAUACAAAUGGAAGAUCACACUGAUUUUGGACACUUUUCUCUGUCGUUGAAUGCUUCACAAGUUCAGUCAGAAGCCACUUUAUCACACACCAUUGCUAAAGUAAAGUCUCUUCUAGAUGAUUACGUAGAUGGAUUCUCUGCAAACGCUAUUCGGAAUCUUGUUGGUGUCUUUUACUUUUAUAACAAGGCCCCAGAAGAAUCACUGAAGUAUUUUCAAGAUGUGCUACACAAUGAUACAGACAAUCUUAAUGCACUUGCUAAUCAGGUCUUUGUGUAUAAAAGAUUGUUUCGAACAAGAAAAGCAGAAGAAACAUACAGAAAAUUGGAAGAGAUUAUUAGUUCUAAGAAUGGUGUUGCUGCCGCAGUUCAAAAAGCAGAAUGUGGCUUUGCAUAUCUCUUUGAUUGCUACAUUAACAAUGUAAGACCCCGAUGGGAUAGAUGUUCAUCGACAUUUGAAGAAGCAUUGAACGAACUUGAAUCUCUGAAAGAUAUUGAGAAGAGAAUAAAGUUAGAAAUUAAGUUUUGGACCAUGCAGAGCUAUCAGAAGAGAUAUGAAACGGAUGUUAGGGACCAAAUUAAGCACCAAGAAACAUUUAAUAAAGCCGUGAAGAUUAUCAAUCAGAUCACAGAGGAGUUGGGCACUGACGAAAUGAAAGAUUGUAGAAACACAAAGACUGUAAUAAAUGUUGCCGCAGUUUCACAAGCAUAUUUAGGGACAUUCUUCUUCAAAAAACCAGACACGAAGUGGAAUGAGAGAGGACUAACUGAAGUUGAUGAAACUAAAAUACCAUCAGUUAUAGAGGAGACUGGGAGAAUAGAAGAAUUCAAAGACCCCAGGAUCUGCUUUAAAAAGGCUUUGGAAGUAAAUCCAAACAAUCGUGAAGUAAGAAUUCGUUAUGCUAACUAUCUUAGAGACAUACGAAUGGAAAAAGAAGAAGCAACCGAAAACAACCGAAAGCGCCUCGAUGAAGCACUCGAGCAUGUGAAUCAUUCUCUGUCGUUAGACGAUUCGGAAUCCAAUUGGUUUGGUAGGUUUACAAAGGCGAGUAUAUAUUUCAGUAAAUAUCAACUUUUCAAGAGCAAAAAUGAUUUAGAAACCGCCAUAAGUGAUUGGGAAAUCGCAGAUUCAUUUCACCAUACUUCUAGAAUUUAUAGCCAGCUAGCAAAUGCUUACCGAUUGAUGGCACUGAAAGAUGGCAGUGACACAGAGCUUGAUCUGGACAAAGAUGAAUAUAUAACCAAAGCAUGUGUAUACUUUUGGAAGUCAGUGCAAAUGUUGGGAACACAAAAAAGACCCGAAAUCCACAGGUGUUAUGGAAGAUUUCUUAGAGAUCUUGGAGAUAAAAGGGAAGCAAUUGAAUGUUUUAAGCGGGCUAUGGAAAUCGACACAGCACAUAAACCUACAAAAAGCUUCGAACAUUUAUUUGAAACGUUUCUUCAAAUGUACGAAGAAGACGUACGCAAUCUUCCGAAUGGUAUCACUGAAAGUGAUGAAGGAAGUGACCAUAGAGUCGAAUUAAGAGUUGACCGAUUAUUGUUCGAGAUAGCUUUCUGGUUCCGAUUUGCUAUAAAGAAAUACAAAGUGUUAGUUUUAAACGAAAAAGACGAUCAUUCAAAGGCUUUUAAAAUACAAAAGCCAGACCAGAAAUUCACAAGAAGUUAUAGUGUCCAGACCGACAUGGGAAUCGUACCGGAAACUAGUGAUAUGAAAGCGAAGGAAGCGGCAAAUCUUUUUGAAAAGCAUACACGCAGAUUUGGUGACGAAUAUAAAACAGCCAUGGCACAUCUUUGUGCUUAUUUUGAAUCAGUUACAGAAAGCUAUUCAGACAGGAUUUCAAAAAUGAUUCAACAAAGUGCUUCGUUUAAAUCAACUGAAGACGUUGAAUGGAACAAAAUUAUGGAAUCUUGGACCAGACGUCGCAGUAAGUUGAGUCAACAUAGCGGAAUAGCAUCAUGUCCAGCUUGUGGAAAUCUAACAAAUAAACUUUCUUAUUCAGAACCUCCCGAAAGAGCCAGAAACGAGAUUUAUACGUAUGAUUUCUACGUCGUGUAUCCUGAAAACCAAAGAGAAUGGGUUCUGUACUCAUUGAUUCAAAAACUUGAAGGUGUCUAUGGUUUUAAAGGCGCCAUUAAUGACAGAGACACAAUACCAGGUGGAAACAUUUUCAAAAGCAUUAGUCAUUUCAUAGAAAACUGCCAUAGAGUUCUAGUGGUUUUAACUAGAGAGUUCUAUCAGGACAGAUGGUGCAUGCACAGUCUAGACUUAGCCGAAUCUCACUCUUACACCAAUAAACGUGACAAUUUCAUAAUUCCGAUUCUCUUGGAAUCAACGGAUGUAUCAGCGGACAGAUUUAGCACUAUUAUCUGUUUAGAUGGAGUGGAAUAUUUUGACUGGGACAAACUAGUUCGUUCAAUUAAUCAAAGAUGAGUUGUUGACAAUAUUUUUUCAGAAUUCUGAAUGUCGAUGCUCUGAAAUCUGAUGGUAUGAUUCUUUAUUAGAUAAAUAAGAAUCUCAAAUAUCUAUAAUACAUUUUGUAAGAUAUAUUUUAUUAUCAAGAUCGCCCACAGUAUUUCUAGAUAAGAUAUGGUAUAUAUUUUAACGGGAGUAUACAUGUAAGAUAGAAUUCCAAAUAUCUGUACUUCAUUAUGUAAGAAAUAUAUUUUUAUUUAAAUUUCCUACUGUGUCUCUAAAGUUGAGAUAUGGUAUAUAUUUGAACGGGAGUAUACAUAUAAGAUAGAGAUUGAGAACAAAAUUGAGAAUCAAGUAUUACAAUAUCAAGUCUGUGUAUAUUUCUAAAUAUAGGUAGGCCUUCUACGUGACGAUUUCAUUGAGGUACAUGUUGUGCAUUAUAUUUCAAAAGUUUAAUUCUGAUACAUGUAAUGAAUACUCUGGUUUCUCAUCUAUCCAAAAUCAAGUGAGCGGCCGAGAAUUGAAAGAAUUUUGCCAGUUUGUCAUGAACGUUAUAUCAAAGGUUUAUACAAAUAUACCUUGGACGAGUUCAAAACCAAUGCCGAUCAUAGUUGGAAACCUUUGGUUUUGCGAAAUCAGAUCAUGCUAUGUCAACAUGCUUGAAACAAACGCGUGCCGUCUUUGUUUGCUCUGAACAGCAUCCAAUUGAAUUUAUGUAUACUUAACUAAGUAUUCAUUAGUUGCCUGUUUGGCUAAUUUAGAAUAUCAUUCACGACAAAACCUUAUAUUUCAAAGUAGUUAUGCUACUCCCUGUGCCUGUGCGUCCAGUCUUGCAAGCACUGUCAAGCCAUUAUUCCUUGUAGAAUUUUUAUGGAAUUUUGGUUUAAAGUUUACACCAGCAAGGUCGCGGACGAGUUCGAUAAUCAGCGCCAAACAACUAUUUUUAAAGGCGAGUUAUGCUCCUUAGAACUUCCAUCAAAGCUAGGAGGGAUUACAAGUUCUGUCAAAUUAAAUAGCUCCCCAAAUUAAACAGAUAUACCAUAAAUGAAUUUAAAAAAAAAUAUCCGGUGAUAAUUUGCCGGGUGCCUGUCCAAGAAAUUCUGACAGUCUGACUUAUAAUUUGUUUGAGUGUUGUGUAACAUGUAUAUUCCACAAUUGUGAUGUGUAUGUAACAUAUGUAACUUGUAUGUUUUCUUUGAAUCAUGAGUAGGAUAGUUUUACAUGUUAGUGUAUUGCAUGAAUUUCGAUAGCAGCUUAAUGUGUCGCUUUAUUACAACGUACACUAAGCUAGUUUGACUCGAGAUUUUUUUCUUACAGAAAAUUUCAAUAAAAAAAAUUUUUGGAUGAAAAUUCUGUAAAAUUAUAUGUCGUAAUGUCGAAACAUUUUGUUCUCUAAAUAUCAAUACAAGAAACGAAACAAAACAUCCCCUCACACAAAAUUUACAUGUAUCAAUAUUCUGACAGAUGUUACAGUUUGAUUUAUAUUGAACAUAACAAAAUACAUUGAAUUUCUUUUAAAAAUUGUUUAUCUGUUUCGUUAUUCUGCUUGAAAUUUUGUUCACACAAAAAUUCAAUAUUGUAAAUCAUAUUUUCAUUAUUAUGUAUUAUGUAUCUUUUUACUGUUGAUCAUUUCAAGUGAACAUCUGUGGGCCGCUUUCUAUCUUUAUUACAAUUAAAGUCGGUAAUAUAUUUUUAUAGGGAAACAUUCAGAAGAAGCAAACAAUUCAUUAAUUACUCUCUUAUUUUGGAUGAUGUUACAGAACUUAAUAAGAAUUAAAUUUGACAUGUUUAAAAUUGAAUUAAAAAAUUGAAAAGUAA